AUGUCAGUAGCCACGGCUUUACGAGACGACACAUCCAGCGCUUCCUUAGCGGCAGCCUUUGUCAACACCUUCUGGGCCUUCCCUCGAGGGUGGCGCACCGCGAACGAGUCCACAGGGCUCAUGGAAGCACAUGAUCGCCAGGACGUGUGUCCCGUUGCACCCGGCCAGGUGCAAAUGGCUGCUUCCGACCUAGACCAUAUGCACCACGACAGAAUGAUGUCAACUAAAGACUUCCAACUGACGCGGCCAGCAUCUUUAUGUUCUACCAAACUGCUGGUUGAAUCGGCGCCGUCGUACGUGGUAAAGGAGGGACAUCCGCACAGAUACGAGCAUCCCACUCGAGCUCAGUCCUCGUCUCUGGGGUCUACUCAGCGCCUCGACCUUAGUAAGGGCAAGUCACGGUCUAUAGGCCCUAGGAUUGCCCAGGAGCAUGAAUCGGGUUCGGGUGGAAGCAAUAGAAGUAGCUAAACCAUUGAGAAGGCACGAAGAGAGUCACCAAGGUGAAUUCGCCGCAACUGGAGCGCAAGAGAGCCAACGACAGGAAGGUCCAACGAGCUAGGCGGACGAAGACAAAGGAACACAUCGGGAGACUCGAGCGAGAGAUUGCGGUGCUCAAGGGCAAGGGCAGUCGCGAGAGGAUCGUCCAGGAGC
Molecule: messenger RNA, 651 nt
Organism: Microdochium trichocladiopsis
Lineage: Eukaryota; Fungi; Ascomycota; Sordariomycetes; Xylariales; Microdochiaceae
Exons: 2
Coding region: 1-468 (155 amino acids)
Source: RefSeq, a predicted model, not a curated record